Phlebotomus argentipes is the source of this 6616-nucleotide messenger RNA. RefSeq names its product SH3 and multiple ankyrin repeat domains protein 3 (gene Prosap). Gene Ontology annotation, cellular component: postsynaptic density; dendritic spine; postsynaptic membrane. NCBI's taxonomy places the organism in Eukaryota, Metazoa, Arthropoda, Insecta, Diptera, Psychodidae. Gene Ontology annotation, molecular function: ionotropic glutamate receptor binding; synaptic receptor adaptor activity. Bases 705 to 4562 code for a protein of 1285 amino acids. The transcript is spliced from 12 exons. The record is from RefSeq and is a predicted model, not a curated record.
UGAGUGAGUUCGUUUCGUUGACGUGGAGGCGAUUUUUUCACUAAAGUGUCAAUUUUCCACCCUCUUUUCCCACCAUUUCUGGCGCUCGAGCUUCGUCUGUUCGUGUUUUCCGGGUGGGAAGCGGAAAAUUUCCCGUGCGAAAGUCCUGAGAGACUGAGUGUCGCUAAGGAGUGUACAGGACAUCACCUGAAACGUCACGCGAGUACGUCAAAGUGACAGUUUCUUAAAAAGGAUAUACAUCUUGAUAUAUAACACACAAAAAUAUCAGUGGCAGGAUAUUUUCUUGCUACACACACAGCAAAGUGUGCCACAUUUUCAACUUUAUAGUCGCCUAAAGAACGAUUUUUCAACACAAGUAUUUACUCGUCAUCGCAUCGAAGUUCGCAAUCGAAGAGGGAGAAUCCUUUCUGGAGACAGCGAAGAAGAAAAAAGAGGAGUGAAAAGUGAUUUGAAUUGAGGUGUAAAGUUUUAUGUGCGGGAAAAAGCCAUCGAAGAAAUUUGUGUGCUGAAGCAAGAGAGGCAAAAGUGUGUCGUAUGAAUAAAUCCCUUCUUUUUGGAUAAUUAAUUCGAGAGACACAAGCAUCGAUUUGGCGUCUACAACGGUCAAUGAUGACAUAAUGGACUACCUUUUUUGCCAGGCUCACUAAGCAUUCAAUGAGGACAACCAAAUAGGGAUCGAGCGAGGGUGCAACUGAGUGUUCGCUAUGGAUCCUGGAGGCUACGCAGACGACGAUUUGCCACCGCCAGCCUCUCCGGAGCCUCGCGAUGGUUGGCUCCUGGUGCGGAUUCACGUGCCUGAGCUGAACGUGUCCAAGUGUCUCCAAUUCCCGGCCGAUCGGCUGGUGUGGAAUGUGAAGCAGCAAGUUUUGGCAUCUCUUCCAAAGGAGCUCAAGGAGUCAUUCAACUACGGCCUCUUCUGUCCGCCAUCGAAUGGGAAAGCCGGAAAAUUCCUCGAUGAGGAGCGUCGCCUGGGGGAUUAUCCCUUCAAUGGGCCCGUUGGGUAUCUCGAGCUGAAGUACAAGAGGCGCGUGUACAAGAUGCUGAAUCUGGACGAGAAGCAGCUCAAGGCGCUGCACACCAGGGCGAAUCUGAGGCGCUUCCUGGAGUGCGUAAGCGGCGGUCAUGUGGAGAAGAUCUCCAAGAUGUGCGCCAAGGGUCUCGAUCCCAACUUUCACUGUCCGGAGACGGGCGAGACGCCGCUCACGAUGGCCACGGGUGCCAAGAAGCCCAACAAACUGCUAAUCGCUCUAGUCAACGGGGGCGCCAUUCUCGACUACCGGACACGCGACGGCGCCACGGCGCUCCACAAGGCGGUGGAGAGGGACUCCCUGGAGGCGGUCUCAACUCUUCUCGAGCUGGGCGCUUCGCCAAACUACAAAGAUAUCCGCGGAAUGACGCCCGUGUACUUGUCAGUGACGAAGAAGACGGACGCCAAGAUAUGCGAGGGCCUCCUGCACGAUCACGCCACGCUGGGCACGCAGGACACCCAAGGAUGGCAAGAGGUGCACCAGGCCUGCCGCAAUGGUCUGGUCCAUCACCUCGAGCACUUGCUGUUCUACGGUGCCGACAUGGAUGGUCAGAAUGCGUCUGGCAACACGCCGCUGCAUGUUUGUGCUGUUAACAAUCAAGAGGCUUGCGCUAGAAUGCUUCUCUUUCGCGGCGCCCAGCGCGGCGCCCUCAAUUAUGCCAAUCAGACGCCGUAUCAGGUCGCCGUGAUUGCCGGCAACUUGGAGCUCGCCGAGAUGAUCCAGAACUACAAAGCUGAAGACAUUGUCCCCUUCCGCGGUCCGCCAAGGUACAAUCCGAGACGGCGCUCGGGCGUGGCGUGGGGCCCCGCGAGCGCCAUGGGGCGCCUCAUGGGGCCGCCGUCGCCCUGCCCGAGCGAGCAUCCCUUCAGCUCGGCCAGCUCUAGCCUGUCGGAGAGCUCCUCCAGCCACAGGAGUCACGAGGACGACAUCAGCAUCGUCACAGACAAGAGCCUCGGCGACACCAGCGACAUCAUCAGCGACUCCUCGGGAGUGGGCACCAGCUCGGACAGCGCCGCCUGCUCCAUCGGCCAUCCCAGCACUACGGUCGUCUGCAUGGAGCGAUACGUGGCCCAACAGCAGGGCCACCUCACCAUCCAGCCGGGAGAUGUGAUCGAGGUCGUGGGCUCCACUGACUGCGGCCUGCUCGAGGGAUAUGUGCGCGGCACCAACAGAUCUGGCCUGUUUCCCAUUCAUCACAUCCAGGAGGUGAACAUUCGCCAGAAGAACAUCACGAACGUCUCGACAGCAAGUCAGGAAGUCAACACCAGACAGACACACUUUGUCCAGGACUUCAAUGCCACAGAGCCGAGAAUAAAGAAAGUAGGUCUUUCGGAGCCACGCACGGUUGUUCUGCACCGUGGAAAGCGAGGCUUCGGAUUCAUCCUGCGCGGUGCCAAAGCCACAUCUCCUCUCAUGCAGCUGAAGCCAUCUGAACGGUGUCCAGCUCUGCAAUAUCUAGACGAUGUGGAUCCCGACGGAAUCGCCGAUAUGGCUGGCUUGCGUCCCGGUGACUUCCUCAUAGCCAUUAAUAAUGAGGACGUGAGGGCGGCUUCUCACGAGCACGUGGUGGAUCUCAUCAGGAAUUCCGGCGCACUCGUGUCGAUGACGGUUAUUUCGCAGCUCUUGCCCGGUCAGCCUGUGCCACAGGCGACUCAGAGUGGCUUCCGGACGCCGCUAGCCAAUCGCCAAUGUGCCACACUGCCACGCCACAUGUCAGGCCUGAUCCCAGGACACGGAGGCAAGAUGCCGGCGCCUCUGCCGCCACGGCGCGAUCCCAAAACUACCCUCAGCGUGGGUCGGGCUCGAGCGAAGUCGAUGGUGGCGGGCUUGGAGGGUGGCAGCACGGCCGAUGAUGACGACUUGACGCCCACGGCGAAGUCCAGUUCGGCUGAGAGUAUCCACCAGACACAGAGCGCCGUAUCGACACCCACUCAGGGCGGUCCGGGGACUCCGAUACAGCCCAGGACGGCGAGCAUCAAGGCGCGGCCCACAUCGGGCAGAAUCACUGCGGCGGAGCUAGAGGAGUUGUUCCAGAGGCAGCAAGGCGACUCCACGGGUGACGCACGUUACUCAGCCAUGAUGACCACCUCGAGGUUCCAGUCUGGCGGCGACAGCGGCACUCCGACGCCACAAGUAUCGCCCCAGAAAGCGCCUCUGGUCUACAGCAGUGUGGCGGACAUGAAGCGGAAGAAGAGCCGCCAGGGAGGCGCCGGAUCACGCGUCAAGCCAUGCUCAAUUCCUCUCGUCAAUGGCGAACUCCGGCGUAACUUCCACAGCACUCCGGAUCUCGCGUCGGCUGGCCAGUGGCCGUCUGGGAGUGUCAAGGGCCAUCGCAGCCAGGACGAUGUGAAUGUGCUCCACAAUUCACUGCAGCGUCUCAAUCUGCCACCGCCCACGCACCCUCCACCGCCGCCGCCCGUCGGCCAGGUGGUGAAGGUCGACGUCUCGCGGUCGGAGUACGAGAGCGCGGCAUCUUUGCAGCAGAAGCUGAAGCUCCAGGCGGCCAAGGAGGCGGAAAAUGUUGAGGUCAUGUCCAGCUUCAGGCCAGCCGCCAAUGCCAAACUGUAUGCUUCGCCGCAGGAUAUCCGCAAUGUGGGCUAUCGCGGACGUGGAGACGCCAACAGGCGGAUGACGACGUCGAUUGUGGGACCACAGCCCGUGGGGAAUCAGUACGCGCAGCCCUGUCGCUCCCUCUCAAAUGCAUCCCAAAGGAAUCAGCCUGCGCCUCAGGCCGCCUCGAAUAUCCCGGCGCCACCCAUUCCCGAUCCCGACUACAGCCUCAGCGAGUCCGACGGCGAGGAAGACAACUCGGUGCUGCAGGCCAGAGUGACGAUCAAGACCAACGGAACGGCCAAGGAAGCGCCGCCGACGCAGGCUGAGAGCAGCGGGAACAGCAACACUAGCGGAAGCAGCACCGGAUCCAGCUCAAUGCCGCACUCCUUCUCUGUGGAGGAGAUCCAAAAGAUGCGCACCAAGCUGAAGUCCUCCAAGUCAUAUCCGCACGACUUGCUGGGCGGCCAGGCGGCGGUGCAGCAGCCAGUGGCCGAAGAGGGUGACAAUUCGUCGUCGGGCGUGAGCAGUGACCAGGAGAUCGCUCUCAGUGGGCCGGAGAAGCCCAAGGGUGCUCUGCCGGCGCCUCUGCCCAAGCCCGAGGCCGACGCUGAGGUGCGCAGCGAUGACGACGCGAGCCCCAGUCCGCCGGCCAAGGGAUUCCAGCGCCACAACAGCCUCACGCGCAAGCAGGCCGCCAGCAUUGCCAUGAGCCGCGCCCUGCAGACCAAGCCCGCCGUGUCGCUGGCCCAGCUGCCGCCGCCAAUCGAGACGGAGUCCGACGAUCCUGACUGCGCCGUACCGCCGCCCAUGCACCUCCUCCACCAUCGACACCACAUGCACGCCCUGCCGCACGCAGCCCCCGACGACAGCCUGGUCCUGGCGCCGCCGCCGCAAUUCUGCGACUCUUUCGACGUCCAGCCCCAGCGCAGCGUGCGAAUCGUGGGCGCCGUGCCCAAGGCCGGCAAGAUACACAUGCAGUAGAGCCCGCCCAAGAGUGACAUCAGUCGGGAGGCUUGCGCAGGGCGAAAGUCAUUACAAUAUAUGCAAUUUCCCAUUCAUUCCCCCAAUUCAAAAGAACCCUCAGGACCUUGAUUAACUGUGAAAGCAUCCGCAAUGAAAGCCAAUGCAUGUGAAAGCACCUGAAAUUAGUAGAAGAGCUUUUUGAUGGCGAAUUGCGUUUGCCAGAAGAUAGCGCGCAAUGGCGCAAGCAAGGUUAUCUAAAAGAGAAAAUCUCGAUGCUUCUGCAAAUGUGUUCGCUGAAAGGGAUUCAAUAUUGGAUACAAAAUGCCAGCAUGCUUCUGUGGGCGAUGUUUGAAACUUUGAAGUACAAAACCAUGAGAGUCAUUUUCAAGGUCUUUCCAUUGAAACUGGGAAACUUGCUUUGAGUUGUCUUUUGAAUCCCAGCAUUCAGUGGCAUUAGGAGCGGCGCAAAAACGGCAGGAAAAACCUUCAAGUAUUCUUGAAAGGAUAUCAAACGGUAAAAGUUCAAUAAAUCCUGUCUUUGAUAAAUGAUCAUUUCACUUAAACUACAUUUUUAUGCCCUGCAGUGAAAAUAUUCCUCUGCAAGGGCUUAUUUUCUCUCUACUAUUGGCUUAAUUAAAGACAUUCAAUUUAUUUUCAACACAUUGAUUAAUGAUCUUGAAUACAGAAAAUUUGAAGGUUUUGUUUUGCUCAUUGUAAUUGAAAUGGAAAACUAACGCCUGCAGAAAGUAGUCAAAAAUGUACGAUAUUUCAUCACUUUAUUUGAUCCCUUUGUGCAUUGAAGUGUUAGGAAAAGUUAAUCAGAGAAAAAUUCGUCAAUUUCAUGCAUUAACAUGCGAUGUAUUUAAUAUCUUUAGCUUCUGCGAACACGAGCCUUUUCAACUGACUGAGCAUUCCUGGGGACAGAAAAUCCCUUCCGGCAAUUAGAUAAUGUUGCAGAUAUAUUGGAAAAUGUGUCUAAAUAUUAGUCAUUGAAGAUGUUCACUCACAUUCACCUUCGCAUUCACGGAAAAGAGAGAAAAAAUAUCGAUACACAUUAGACUUAAUACAGAGAUAUUUCUGGGGGAGGGAAAAAGUACAGCGCAUAAGAAGUGGAAAGAAAAGUCGCUCAUGAGAGGAUAAGACGAUGACAGAGGAGGUAGAGGAAAAAUUUAUACCCGUCUUAGGAGUAGAUAGAAAUGCACGAAAUAGUUUUUUUCCACGAGACAAGAAAGUAUUCUCGGAGUUAGAAAAAUUUUUGCUCAAUGAAAAUACUUGGCCUCAUUGAAUUGAAUUUGCCCUCCGUUCAACAUCACAUGCGAUGAAAAGGAAAAAUAUAUAUCCACAUUCACCGGAGCAACGAAGAACUUCGUCACGUUUUAUAAGGACUCUUUUUAUCCUCUUUCUACAGAAUUUUUCACCAGACAUUCGGCAACAAAAAAAGACCUAAAUACACACGAUUUUUUCGAUACAAAUGGCAAAUCCAUAAAACUGAUAUUUCACUUUGAUAGUGUGUGUAGUUGAUAGAAGAUUUCGAAGGUGGGGAAUUAAUGGAAAUUCUUUGCUAUAUUUAUACCUUUGCAGGAGAUUUUCAGUUUUUUAUAUUAUAUAUAAAAGAUGACUAGAGACAAAUUAGUAAUUUAAAUGAGAGGCAUGAUGAAAAGUAUGUAACACUGAAUAUUAACAAGAUUGAUAUAGAUGUUUUUUUUUCAUUCAUUCAUUCAUUAGGACAAAUUAUCUAUAAUACUAUCGUAUAAAUUUCUUGGUAUUAUUUUGUAAUUUUGUGAUAUAAAAUUAAUUCAAUUUAUGCAAUUCUUUCGAAAAUAAAUAAACAUCAUUAGUUAUUGACUUUUGUAGAUCCUAAGUUUGCUCAUAAGUUUAUUUAUAAAUGCAGUAAGAAAAGACAAGAUGAGUGAAGAAAAUUCAAGUGUGGAAGAAAGCAAAAUAAAAAUUAUACAAUUACACUAUCUACUGUUAAAUGAAUUAUUAUCAGUACGUAAAGUAUAAUUAAAAUAUAACAAUUUUGAAGACAGUGAAAGAAAAAAGUAACAUUGCAAGAAUAAAUUCAAUUUAAA